UUGGGUGUGAUAGAAAAGGGCGCAUAAAAGACCAGAGCUUUGCCAACCCUUGUCACAAUUUAACCCUGGAUUUAGAUGGUGCAAAUACUUCCUUAAAGAACAAACUGUAAUUUGGCUUUCUCGUCAACAUUAUUAUAUAGUUAAUUAACAGAGCCGCGUGGACCUUAUGGCGCUUUUCAUGGAACCUGAAUUCUUCUGCGUCCAAAAACUGACAGACCACCGGGAGAUAGAUUUUGUACUAUCCAAAAGCAAGGACCAAUUUAACGACUUGAUGAGUGAGUCGGCGACGUCGUCUCGAGAGCCAGACAAAGCAGGGCUGGUGGAAGGUCAAAGGAAAAGAAAGAGGACCAUAUUCAGUCGCGCGCAAUUGUCAGAAUUGGAGAGAGCCUUUGUAGUGACACCAUACCCCGACAUUACACUACGGGAGAGGCUAGCUGCCCUCACACAUUUACCUGAGAGCAAGAUACAGGUGUGGUUCCAGAACAGACGGGCUAGAAGCAUAAAGAGCGGGAGACUGAGCAGGCCAGGGAAAAGGAGCCCGGGAAGAGAGGAGCCCACCAGCCCCUCCUCCCUCUGCCCCGCGUUCACCCCCGCCAAACUGGGGGGCCUGGGUGGCCCGGAGCAGUACCAGGGCGACGGCAGGCGGCAGACCUACUCGGAUUGGGUCAGGCACUACAGCAGGACAGCUUCCCAUCUCGCCCAGCCCUCCACACCAGCCUCUCCCGACCUUCCCGAGGCUGUGCUCUGGGAGGACGGCCAUCGCCCCCACGCACCCCUAUCGGCCAGUGCCAGACAUGUCUGGCCCACCCCGCAGAGGUGGGAGGAGUUUAGCCAGCUGUGUGCAGCCAGCCCAGGGUACAGGCAGCCCAGGCCCCAGCCUCACUCAGCCACUCAGGGCAAGUACAGCUGUGCCUCCGUAGACCAGGUGGUUCCCACCCACCCACAGCAGAUGUACUGGGACAUCCCCCAUGGGCAGGACCAUGCCAUGGCCGGACCCCAGACUUCACUUGGCUAUAUCUCUGACCUGAUCUACAAUGCUGCCGUUGUCACUAAUCUGCUUGAGUUCUGAUUGACCAACAUGUACACACAUGUAAACGCACAGUCUCACUCACAUAGAAACACACACACACAUAGGAACAGGCAUAAUUACACAAAGGCAUAUACACAGAAAUAAACUGUCUCUUCUCUCUCUCUCUCUCUCUCUCUCUCUCUCACACACACACACACACACGCACACACACACACACACAUACACAUCCACAGAUAUACCAAUGGACAUGAACACAAAGCUUCUCCUCAAGCAUACUACCCCUGCUCAGCCAUGCCACUAAUGCUUCCUUUCUGUCACCUCUAUGUACAGGGGUUUGCUCUACUACCUGUGUUCUCAACUGUGCUCCAGUCUAUUGGAAAUCUCGCAUUGGCUGAUAGCAUAACAGCCAGCAUCAGAUUACAGCACAUGCAUGCUUGAAACAGAAGGAUAACAAGAAUAGAUUCUAAAGCUGCAUGUUGUAAAUCCAUCGGUGGGCCUGUUGAGCACAAUGCAAGUCCAGAAGGGGUUUGGCUGGUUGCAUAUUGUGCAGUUUUGUUGAAUGCACACUUUAAGAGGGAUUGUCUAAGCUAUGAAAGAUAAAGAAAACAUACUUAUUCUCUUUCUGUAUUUUGAUUUCUUUCUUGCAUAAUUUAAACUGGUUCUUUUAAAAUUACUUUUCAAUCUGUAAUAGAUAUUUAUUUGUAGAGAUUGUGAUGUACCGUGUUAGAUAAUGUGAUUGUUUUAAUUUAUCACAGCUGGCAGGAAUUCU
Molecule: messenger RNA, 1799 nt
Organism: Anguilla rostrata (American eel)
Lineage: Eukaryota; Metazoa; Chordata; Actinopteri; Anguilliformes; Anguillidae
Gene: sebox
Product: SEBOX homeobox
Exons: 3
Coding region: 167-1069 (300 amino acids)
Molecular function (GO): DNA binding
Source: RefSeq, a predicted model, not a curated record